GCAAAUCCCGCCGCCUCCCUCCCAGAAUGGCUAGAGCACUUUCAGGAUGAUGACCAUCUGACCACUGUGCUCCAGGUACUAAUGGAGCGCGAAAACGAGAGGAUCACUGUUAGCAACGCCUCACGUCAUGAGAGUAAUCCAUCGAAGGCUCAUCACACUGCGCAAAUUCCCUCGACACUCAUCAAAAUUGACGAAGCUGUCAAGCACUACUCGAUAUCAGUAGCCUGCCAUCCAAAGCACUGGAAAUACAAUCGUUACGCGGACGUAAUGCCCUACGACCGCACCCGGGUCAUUGUAGGGCAUAGUGGGUCAGAAGAGCUGUCGGGGAGGUAUCUCAAUGCGAGCUGGGUGCGAGAGCUGGCCGGAGGAAAGUGGUGGAUCGCAUCGCAAGCGCCGUUGCCAGACACCAUACAUGCAUUCCUCACAGUCAUCCUCGAACCCAUUUCCUCUCCGCCCGCAGUCAUGCAAAAGAUACAGCCCAUCACAGGUUCUAUCAGUCGAGUGCGCACUGUCGUGCAACUCACACGAGAAGUCGAGAGCGGGAUCCGCAAAGCGCACGCAUAUAUCCCACCCAACGUCGGCGACUCGUGGGUCUCUGCAUCCGAGCCCGAUUGCAACGCGAAGCCGCUGAAGGUCACCUUGCUGGAUGUUUGCCAGAUAGAUGAGGCGCACUGCCUGCAGAGAACUGUCUCGAUACAACCGCUCAAGUCCAUGAACGCGGCGGAUGCCAUUGGCGAACCCGUCGUCUUCAAGCACAUGCUCUUCUCGUCUUGGCCAGACCACAGUGUGCUACAGCCCGAGGACCGCGCGGUGCUACUUCGUUUCCUACACCUUGUCGAUCAGACGAACCGCGACCUAUCCUCGCAGCCCGCCGCAGUGCGCGACAGCCUCGAUCCCGAUCCGCCAAUCAUUGUCGGCUGCUCUGCGGGCAUCGGCCGCACGGGCAGCUUCAUCGCACUCUCGUCCCUCCUGCGCGCGUAUCGCUUCCUCCUUCCACCUCGCUUGUUCCUGCACGAGCCGAACCAGGAGCUCCCGCCGCUUGAGCCGAGCCUGCUUGGUCCCCUGCCCGAAGUGGUGCGCGAGGACAGGAUCGUGCAAGAGAUUGAUGCGCUGAGGGAGCAGAGACCGGGCAUGGUAGAAAGACCGGACCAGGUGCAGCUCAUCUCUGAGUGCCUGAUGAUGGCGUUUGCGAAGCAGAAGCCUAUGAAUCCGUAGGGUUCUUACCUUCGUCACAUACGCCAACCUUGCGCGAUCGAUUA
Phanerochaete carnosa HHB-10118-sp is the source of this 1259-nucleotide messenger RNA. RefSeq lists its product as uncharacterized. The record is from RefSeq and is a predicted model, not a curated record. Bases 82 to 1215 code for a protein of 377 amino acids. Gene Ontology annotation, biological process: protein dephosphorylation. Lineage: Eukaryota; Fungi; Basidiomycota; Agaricomycetes; Polyporales; Phanerochaetaceae. Gene Ontology annotation, molecular function: protein tyrosine phosphatase activity. The transcript has a single exon.